UUGCUGUCAUGUGAGAAUAACAAAUAGAACAAUAAGCAUAAUAAAAGACAACACUAAAAUAGUAGGUAAUGAACGAAGGACGUGCAUCCAUCGUGGGGGCACGUACAUAGCAACACAACCCUCGCAACGUUGGCGCACUCGUUCGAUCGGUUACCUUCUCCUUCUUCAUCUCCCAACCGAUAUUCCCGGCAAACACAAUAACAUUUCCCAUUCUUCCAAAACCAAGUUUCAUUGCACCAAACUUACAAACUAAAAACACACCCAAAUUUCCCUCCUUCUGCAUUUCCUCUCUGUUUUUUUUAUUUAUUUUCUCUUCCCAAUGUCCUUCUUUCUCGUCCACUCAUCCUCUCUGCCAACGUAAUUCAUCGCAUAUUGACUCCCCCAGGUGAUUCAUUGCGAUAUCGUUUAUUGUGAAUGGAUUAUUGAGAGUGCAGUUAGGACUACUUGAAGUAUGUUGUGCUGCGGAGGUGCAGAGGAGGAGAGUAGCGGUCCCCCUGCAAACCAAUACCCCUCUGUACCACCUAGAGGGGGUAGCACAUAUGGUGGAGGAGGCAAUGAUAGAGGAGAGCCUAGGGGCAAUAUGGCAAAGAGUGGUGCUCCGCAGAAAGCAUUGCCAAUUGAGAUACCCUCUAUGCCAUUGGAUGAGUUAAAUAGGUUAACAGGAAACUUUGGUACAAAGGCUUUUAUUGGUGAAGGUUCCUAUGGACGAGUUUACUACGCAAAACUGAGUGAUGGUACUGAUGCUGCAAUUAAGAAGCUGGAUACAAGUUCUUCCCCAGAACCUGACAACAGCGAUUUCGCAGCUCAGUUAUCAGUUGUUUCAAGAUUGAAGCACGACAAUUUUGUGGAGUUGAUUGGAUAUUGUCUAGAGGCAGAAAACAGAAUUUUGGUUUAUCAACAUGCAAGUCUUGGUUCUUUGCACGACGUGUUACACGGAAGGAAGGGUGUGCAAGGGGCUGAACCUGGUCCUGUUUUAAGCUGGAGCCAGAGAGCAAAAAUUGCAUUUGGUGCAGCAAAAGGACUCGAGUUUCUUCACGAAAAGGUUCAGCCUUCUAUUGUUCAUCGCGAUGUUAGAUCCAGUAAUGUCUUACUGUUCAAUGACUAUGAGGCCAAGAUAGCUGAUUUCAGCUUGACAAACCAGUCUUCUGACACAGCUGCUCGGCUACAUUCAACAAGAGUCUUGGGAACAUUUGGCUAUCAUGCUCCAGAGUAUGCCAUGACUGGGCAGAUAACACAGAAAAGUGAUGUUUACAGUUUUGGGGUUGUGCUUUUAGAACUCUUGACAGGAAGAAAGCCUGUAGAUCACACAAUGCCCAAAGGGCAACAAAGUCUUGUGACUUGGGCAACUCCAAGGCUGAGUGAGGACAAAGUGAAACAGUGUGUGGAUCCUAAGCUAAACAAUGAUUAUCCACCAAAGGCUAUUGCUAAGUUGGCUGCUGUGGCAGCACUUUGUGUUCAGUAUGAAGCUGACUUCAGACCAAACAUGACAAUUGUUGUCAAAGCCCUCCAGCCACUUCUCAAUGCAAAACCGGCUGGUCCUGAGCCUCCUCCUGCUUGAUAUUGAGAUCUCAUUUCAUUACGAGGACUAAUAGAUUUUUGUGCAAUUUGUAACACAAUGACGAAGUUGAUUUGGUUUCACUGUUGUAGAUAUUGUAUUAUGCUAAGCCAAAGUUGAUUUUCUUUGCCUGUUCUCCUAUUUAGUUGGAAACAUGUAUUUGUACGCAUAAUGAAUGAUGGAGACCAAAAUUUGGCCUAUGAGAAUCGAAGUUGAGAAAAAGGAAAUUCAAAAA
Cajanus cajan (pigeon pea) is the source of this 1790-nucleotide messenger RNA. RefSeq names its product protein CYTOSOLIC ABA RECEPTOR KINASE 4. The record is from RefSeq and is a predicted model, not a curated record. Gene Ontology annotation, biological process: protein phosphorylation. NCBI's taxonomy places the organism in Eukaryota, Viridiplantae, Streptophyta, Magnoliopsida, Fabales, Fabaceae. Gene Ontology annotation, molecular function: ATP binding; protein tyrosine kinase activity.